This is a messenger RNA of Oppiella nova, 1914 nucleotides long. The record is from the annotation of a GenBank genome assembly. NCBI's taxonomy places the organism in Eukaryota, Metazoa, Arthropoda, Arachnida, Sarcoptiformes, Oppiidae.
AUGCAGACAUUUUCUGAUAUCAUGUCCUUUGGCUGUCCAUCAGAUUCUGUUCCGUAUAUAAACUCUUCGUUCAAUCAAAACAACCCACAAAUGAGACAAUCAUUGGCUGACAAUAAAUCAGUCAAUAAUAUAGCGAUGAUUACACCGGAGAUGUCUUCAUCCCAAUGGAUACUAAACCCAUUCUGCUCUUCGGCACCACUCAUGACCACAACCAUCGCGACCAAUACUCCAGACAUGACAUCACUCUUGACGUCAAAUUUUAUUCUCCCAAACAAUACCACAAAUGCUAUGUCUUGGAGACCAUCACUGGAUUCUGUCUUGGGAUCAGUUGCGGUGAAUAACUCAAACGCCAACAAAGAUGUCUUACGAUUCAAGACAUGCAGUCUCUUUGCGCCCAAAACGACGGCUCCGAAGAUGUCGACCAGAGAGCGACCCCUCGGCUGUCGGACUGUCUUUGUGGGCGGUUUGCCUGAAAACAUAGCCGAAGAUAUUCUUCACGAAGUGUUUUCACUGACUUGUGGUGACAUAAGUGCGGUCCGCAUGAGUAAGAAGAAGAAGAACUUCUGUCACAUUCGCUUCCAAAACGAGUCGUCCGUCGAGACAGCCAUCGGUCUGUCCGGACAUCGGCUUAAGAUCAAUGACUCGGAUGACUCGCCAAACACGGGUCGACUCCAUAUAGACUACGCUCAGGCCAGGGAUGACCAGUACGACUGGGAGUGCAGACAACGUGCACUUCAGAGGCAAAUGAGACAUAAGGAAAGGCAUGAGUUUGACCGGACGUGUCCUCCCAGUCCACCGACUGUUCACUUCAGCGACGACGAGGCCAUCCAAUUGGCGGACAAAUUGAAAGGCGAACUAAGUUUCUUAAAAGGAGUACAGGUUUUGGUGAAUUGGUUGGAGAGAGGGGAGUGUCAGAAGAGGAAUUCCGGUCAGUUCUAUACAAUGAUUCAAAGCACUAAUAAUCACAUCAAGAGAUUGCAAAACGAGAGGACACUCUUCGAAAACGAAUGGAUCAAUUCACGACAGAUAUAUCACUCGAAAAUUGAGGCCAUUUUAGUUCAGUUGACUCAAAUCGAGAAAGUAUUUGAAGCGGCGAUGAGACAGAAGGCUUGGGACCACUUCACUAAAGCCCAGCGAAAACACAUCGACGUGUGGUUCAAGCAAAUCAAGGAGCUGAAGAGCGCACACAUCGAUCACGUACUGAACCAACGAGAAGAGGAUGAAAUGGAUUUGAGUGAUGGCGACGACGAUCACAAUCCUCUCAUUUACGGCAACAACACAUCCAUUGCUGAGCCCAACAACUCUGUGAUGAGCUUACGAGACGAAAACGACGCACUCCUGUGUCAGGUCGAGUCCUUCAGAAAUGAAGCCGUCUUUGUGGAGGAGGAGAGCCGACAGGAAAGGGAACGACUCGAGAAACAGGUCUCUCUCUUACAGCAGGCCUUACAGGGAAUGCAACACCAGUUGAUUGCAUUGACUCGAAAUAAACCCGAAGAUUGCUUACCAUCUAAUGAUUGUAACGCUUGCAGUGAUAAUAGAGAAAUGUCUUCGAAUAACAAUACGUUUGGUGCCAUUAGUUCUGAAAAGACGGCUCUUCUUAUAAGUUUGAUAUCUAUUUAUUUGAAUGUUCAUCCGUACGGCACCACCAGUGAGGAUAUUAGUUCUUAUUUGUCACAACAAAGUCACAUCCGAGAGACACAACUUCUUUCCACUGCUUUCAUUCACUCAUUCCUAUCACAAUAUCCACAACUCUUCACGCAAUUAGAAUCCGAUUCUAAUGGAAGAACCCUUUGGAGGUUUUCAGGGUUCCGCACGUGAAACCCACCUCUCAUUUGUAUAUUUUCACAAAUUAUCAAAUUGUCAAUCACCACUAUUUAUUAUAUCUCACCACUAUCAAUUCAAAUAAGCCUAUAA